Phytomonas sp. EM1 is the source of this 1011-nucleotide messenger RNA. Lineage: Eukaryota; Euglenozoa; Kinetoplastea; Trypanosomatida; Trypanosomatidae. The record is from the annotation of a GenBank genome assembly.
AGUGUCUCUUUUUAUAGAUUUUUUUACCUUUUUAUUAUUACCAAUCACGAAGAUGCUCGCUUUCCAGUCCCCUUUAAUAGAUAUCACUAACGUACAUCUAUCACUAAAUCAAAUAAGUCAGAAGGGCAACCUUUUUAACACUUCAAUAAAUUCAGCGCCAAAGAUUCGGCGUCAUGAUCCGUAUGGUUGGAAAUGCCUUCUUGAUGAAGAUACCACCGAAAACAUUUUCCCUCUCGAUCAACCUCAAGCUGCCCCUCUUUCCGAACCCGAAAAUCUGCUCCGAGGCAACGAUGACGAAACUCCUUCCACCCCUCCAGGAUCGUCUUUCUGCAAUGUGAUGGUUCAGUUUAAGUGUCAUCAAUCUAUGUAUUCAUCUCCUAUACUUCUUGAGAGAGGACAGUAUGUUGUGGUUCAAGGUGACCGCGGUAUUGACAUUGGUGUCGUAAUUGGUGUAAAUCAGGAGGGAAGCAAAAACUUUCUUGAACACACUAGACCUAUUGGAAGCUUUCUACGGUAUGCUACUCAGCGAGAGGUUGACUACUGGGCUACUGAUCUAAAGGAAGCUGAGGCUAGCGCGAUGGAAAUCUGUCAGAAGCAAGUAAAUUUCCAUGGAAUUAAUAUGCUGAUUUCUCAAUGUGAGUAUCAGUACGAUAAAAAGAAGCUCACUUUUUAUUAUGAAGCUUCACAGCGUGUUUACUUUGUGCAGUUGCUUAAAGAACUUUACAGGGAAUUCGGAUGCCGUAUAUGGAUGGAGAAGGUUUCUUCACGUGAAUAAUAAAAAUACAAGUAUAUAUACUUUUGUUUUCAAAGAUAGAUUUAUUUUGCUUAAUAAUUUUUACCUUGAUAAAGUUAGAUUCACAAUCCUUUCAAAGAAAAAAUUAUGCCCCACUUUUUUAACUCAGGAGAAAAUCUUAGAAAAGUAUGAUUUAGAAUUUUAUAGCGGUAAUUAUUAUAGAAUCUUUAUUACCCUUUAAGCUAGUAGAUAUGUAAACGUCGCUUCACUAAUGAAAA